GCCGUUUCCUGCUGUUGUCUGUCCUUCUCUACAUUAGCUACCAGGCCCGAUUGCUAUUCAUCGGUUGUGGAUGGCAAUUGUUCGGGUGGCUUCUUUGUUGCUCGUAAUUGAGACUGAAGGUUGACAUUCACGUCACGGAGCCGGGGACUUUCUUUAGAUCUACUCUUCAAUCCCCACAUUGUAGCCGCGGUUUCUUUGGAUUGGAGUGUUCCAGUGCAAGAGAAAGAGAGGCUUUGUCUUGCAUCACAUGAUUGCUUGAAUUGCCCAACCAUUCAUUUUUGUUAUACCCGUCUGAUAGCGCCUUGUUUUGCACCGUUCAUCUCCACCAUGUCCUCUAUCGUGGCCUCCAGGCUUUCGGCAGUGUCACUGCGCACAUCUGGACAACGCGUUCCUUCAUUAUCUGGAGUUCCGUCUCUAGGGUAUAAUGCCGUGCCGUGGAAUCUUCGACGCGGUCUCCAGGCGCAAGCAUUCCGUGGCGCUACCAUCACGACCUCUGCCAUUGGUCUUUCACAGAACAGCUUACGGAGUCGAGGGUCCUUCGUUGGUGCCAUCCAUCCUCGCUACGCAGGAUACGCCAACCAGCAGAAAAGAUGGACUGCUUCGGGAAAACCUGACAAGCACGACACUCCGUCAGAUUCGAAAAAACCUUCCAUUCUUUCUAAAAUCCCCCUUCCUACUACCCGUGAGAAUAUCUACACCGUCCCUAACAUACUCACCUUCUCUCGCCUGGUCGCUGCCCCCCUAGUGGGCUACUUCCUUGUCUAUGGCCACCACACAGCCGCGUUGGCGCUCUUCGCCUAUGCCGGCAUCACGGACCUCGUGGACGGGUAUAUCGCACGACGAUAUAACCUCCAGACGGUGGUUGGCACGAUCAUCGAUCCGAUGGCCGACAAGCUGCUGAUGACCAUCGGUGUCGCCUGUCUGGCCGUCAACGGCUCCAUCCCAGUCUGGCUUGCCGUGAUCAUCCUCGGACGGGAUGUUGGCCUGGGGAUAUCCGCCUUGUACUACCGGUGGAUUUCGCUGCCGGCCCCCAAGACCAUGGCUCGAUACUGGGAUUUCUCUCUCCCAUCCGCGGAGGUGAAGCCCACUACAGUUUCCAAAGCCAACACAGCUCUCCAGCUGCUGCUCGUGGGAAGUGCGAUCGCAAUGCCGGUCGUUCCUGAGCCGUUCUUGGAUGCGUGGAAUCUGAAGGAAGCAAUGAGCGUGUUUCAAUACCUCGUUGCAGGAACAACCAUCUGGUCGGGCCUGAGCUAUGUCUUCUCCAACAACGCCGUCAAAAUCCUGUCUAAGGAAGAGAUACAACGACGCAUCGCCAAGGCCGCCGCGA
Aspergillus candidus is the source of this 1327-nucleotide messenger RNA. RefSeq names its product cardiolipin synthase. NCBI's taxonomy places the organism in Eukaryota, Fungi, Ascomycota, Eurotiomycetes, Eurotiales, Aspergillaceae. The annotation marks the transcript as partial. Gene Ontology annotation, molecular function: cardiolipin synthase activity. Gene Ontology annotation, biological process: cardiolipin biosynthetic process. The record is from RefSeq and is a predicted model, not a curated record. The transcript has 5 exons. Gene Ontology annotation, cellular component: membrane; mitochondrion.